Molecule: messenger RNA, 3618 nt
Organism: Gadus morhua (Atlantic cod)
Lineage: Eukaryota; Metazoa; Chordata; Actinopteri; Gadiformes; Gadidae
Gene: tbc1d10ab
Product: TBC1 domain family, member 10Ab
Exons: 9
Coding region: 414-1850 (478 amino acids)
Biological process (GO): regulation of GTPase activity
Molecular function (GO): small GTPase binding; GTPase activator activity
Source: RefSeq, a predicted model, not a curated record
CGCUGUCGAUGCUUUAUUAGCUUAGGAAGUGGCCAUAAGUAUACCUACGUAAAGCUGAAUUUAACCUACGGACAGCCAUGUUUCUGACCAAGGCGGUUUAGGGGAAAGGUGCGUGGGUCAGCUGACUGCGAUGUGAUGCUAGCAGGUUAGCCAUUGAACACGAAGCGGCUACGGACAUUAUAGUCUUUCACCUCCAACACCGCCGACUGUAUGUUACUAUUAAGGUAGCUUAUGCGCUAGCUAUAGUGUUGUUAGGACGUCAAGACAGCUGUGGCAAUGCUAGUUAGCCGGAGGAGUUGGGACUACUUAACUAACCAUAGGUAGUAAUUCUAAUGAGCAGGGAAACGGCAUUCCAAUCAUACUAAACGUCAAUACACGUCACUUCUAGCCCAUGUUCAUCUUAAUGGUUGUUAAUGGCGAGGAUCGAGCAAAGCAAUGGACUGGCCGGCAGAAGUUUCCCACCGGGCAGCGAGAAGGACCGGACAGCAGAGUCUGGACCAGCAGAGUCUGGACCUGACUCUGCUGACCCCCAGGAGCUACAGACCGACAAGUAUGGCUUCAUGGGGGGUGCACAGCAAUAUUCUGGACAAUCGACGGAGGACGUUCCUGCCGAGGUUCUGAGGCAGCGAGAAGCCAAGUGGCUGGACAUGCUCAACCACUGGGACAAAUGGAUGGCCAAGAAACACAAGAAGGUGAAGUUGCGGUGCCAGAAGGGAGUCCCGCCCUCCCUGAGAGGCCGGGCGUGGCUCUACCUGUGUGGAGGGAAGGUGAAGAGAGAGCAGAACAGGGGAAAGUUCCAGGACCUGGACAGCCAACCGGGCGACCCCAAAUGGGUGGAUGUGAUCGAGAGGGACCUGCAUCGACAGUUCCCCUUCCAUGAGAUGUUUGUGGCCAGAGGAGGUCACGGGCAGCAGGACCUGUUCCGGGUACUGAAGGCCUACACCCUGCACCGGCCGGAGGAGGGGUACUGCCAGGCGCAGGCCCCGAUCGCCGCCGUCCUCCUCAUGCACAUGCCCGCUGAGGAUGCCUUCUGGGGCCUGGUGCAGAUCUGUGAAAAGUACCUGCCAGGGUACUACAGCAAAGGACUGGAGGCCAUCCAGCUGGACGGGGAGAUCCUGUUCUCCCUGCUGAAGAAGGUGUCCCCCGUGGCGCACCGCCACCUGAAGAAGCACAAGAUGGAGCCCAUCCUCUACAUGACGGAGUGGUUCAUGUGCGCCUUCUCCCGGACGCUGCCCUGGGCCUCGGUGCUGCGCGUCUGGGACAUGUUCCUGUGUGAGGGGGUGAAGAUCAUCUUCCGCGUGGGCCUGGUCCUGCUCAAGUGCAUGCUGGGGUCCCCGGAGAAGCUGAAGAAGAGCCAGGGUCUGUACGAGACCAUGGAGCUGCUGAAGGCCCUGCCGCCGGCCUACAUGGAGGAGGGCUUCCUGGUCCGGGAGGUGGUGGAGUCCCCCGUGUCGGAGCGGGACAUCGAGCGGGAGCACGUGGCCCAGCGGCGCCGCUGGGAGGAGAGCCGGGGGGAGCUGCGCUGCCGCUCCCCCGGCCGGAUGCACGGCGCCCGGGCCAUCAUCACCGCCGAGCCCCCCCGGCGCCAGGACCUCCAGCAGAACCCCACCAUCCUGGUGGAGAGCCCCCCGGCCGCCGCCGCCCCCCCGUCCAACGGGGGCCCGGGGGAGGAUCCGGCCGGAGGGAAGGGGAAGAAGAAGAAGAAGAAGAGGAAGAACAAGGAGGAGGAGAAGGCAGCGCCGUCCGUCCCUCCGUCCGCCCCCAGCGACCCCCCUCGCUCCCUGAAGGACGGCUCCCGGCAGGCCUCCGAGGAGAGCCUGAGCAGCCAAGAGCACGACUCCUACCUGUAGGCUCCACCGACGGGAAGGAUGCUAACUGAGGCUUCCACCAAUGGGAGCGAUGCUACCUCGUAGCGUCUUGCUGUCUGAUGGGGCUUCCACCAAUGAGAGGGAUGAUUGCUCAUUGCCUCUUGCUCUCCGAUGAGGCUUCCGCCAAUGGGAGCGACGCUAUCAUGUAGUGUCUUGCUGUAUGCGGAGGCUUCCGCCAAUGGGAGCGAUGCUAGCACGUGUCGACUUGCUGUAAGAUGGGGCUUCGACCAAUGGGAGCGAUGCUAUCAUGUAGUGUCUUGCUGUAUGAUGGGGCUUCCACCAAUGGGAGCGAUGCUAUCAUGUCGUGUCUUGCUAUAUGAUGAGGCUUCCACCAAUGAGAGCGAUGCUAUCAUGUAGUGUCUUGCUGAAUGAAGUGGUUUCCACCAACGGGAGCAAUGCUAACAUGUAGCAUCUUGUUUUUAGAUGCUCAGUUUUACCACCAAAGCUUUGGCUGCUUCAUUUUUGUUCUGUUAUUCAUAUAGAUUUAGAUUUUGGGUUAAAAGUGUACAUGAUGGUUAUUUUGUUGAUGAAAUCUUAGAUGCACACUAUUGAAGAACACUAACUAAAUAAAACAGCUGUGGGAGGAAGGAAAUACUUGAUCAAACUUUGAAGGAAAGUCUAAAUUAUUCAGACAAAAUGAGAAUAUUAUUGUUUUAACCUGCUGUACAACCAUGUCAAGUGCCAUCCACAGAAUAUUGCCACAUUCUUCCAAAUUUUUGGAGAUAUCUUGAAUUGUAAUAAGACUGAAAGGCCCAUGAAGGAUGUUAACCUGACUAACAUUUAGUGUCAUUUUAGUAAAGUCUUCAAAUAAUCACUUUAUACGAUCAUGUUUAUAUUAUAGCAAUACAAAAUGAUUUAUCAUUGUGUUUAUAAUAAUAAUAAUGAUGUAUUUGUUUGAAUCAUCACUUUAUAAUGAUUAGAUUAUAAUAUAGUAAUAAAUAAUGAUUUUAUUAUGUAUUAUAAUUAUAAUGUAUAUUUGCACUAAAUAAUGUUGCUGUGCAACAAAUUGUCCUGAAAUUGGCUUUAAACAAUAUAUACGUGCGUAGAUUUCAAAAAUGUUGGGAGCACAAUUAUUCAAACUUUUAAUGUGAUGGAUCAUUUUUAAUGUUUUAUUAUUUAAACACACUGUGAAGAUCACAGACCACCUGUUCACAUUUUUUAUCCAUUGAGAAGGAUUUAGUUAUUAUUUCUCUGCCAAUCAUUUAUAUGGACGGAAAGAGGUUGAUUUUUUUUUCACAUGUAUUAUGCCAUAUGUUGGAUUGUGCAUCUUAUAGAAUUUGCUGAAUUCAGGUAAACUUUUGUUGGAUAAGAUGGCUAAUGGGAAUUACCGAUCAUGAGCGCCAGUUCUUUUGGUUUGUUGCGUUACACUGUUUAUUAUUUCCUCAUAGAAGUAGCAGAAGCAGCCCACCAGGUCGACCCAUAGAGGGCUCCCUUGUGCUUCUUAAGAUAUUUAAAAACGUAAACCGCUUGUUCUAUUUGAUUCGAAACCAAUGACUCUUUAUACGCAACACAGCUCCACAGCUGUUCUGAUGGAGGACUCUAACUGACAACCUUUUGGUCAUUUAGAAAGAAAAACUGAGCCAUCACUUUGAGAUUAUUUAUAUCUGCACAUUUUUUGUAUGUGUAAUUAUCUCCUACAUUGAACAUCCAAAUAGCCAAUGCCUUUAUGCUAUUGAAACUACAGACUUUCUUUUGUACCAAAAUCUAAAAAUUUUCAAGAAAUAAAUUUGUCCAAAUCCAGAAAAAGCAA